GAGAACAUAGACGCAUAUUGGUUCGGUCUUUGCUUUUGAAUCAUGAUACCUUUGAGAUAUUUCAUUAUUGGAAUGGCAGGCAUUCUCCUUUCAGAUUGGGUACAGUGUACUCCACUGCAAUCAUUGGAAACUCCACUAAAUAACCUGAAGAAACACUUUAAUAUAAAUCAUCCUGAGGUUGGUGAUGGAGGGGCGAAGUUUACUACAAUAUUUCGGAAAUAUAAUUCAAAGACGAUUGAAUCAGGCAUUAUGCUGAAUGCCAUUGUGAGAUGGUAUUUAGAUUUAUUUGAAAAUAUGAAACCUUCCCAGGACAAGGAAACCAAGGAAUCCAUUAACAUUUUAGCUAAUGGCUUGCAAGAGUGGUUGAGAACUGACAAAUACUUCUCCCUUCUCAAUGAUAUCAAGGAAUUAGAGAACGUCAAGCGAGAUGACUAUCUGAUACCCACACCAAGGAGUAUUAUCAAUGAUCUAACCGAGUACCUUUUGAACGGCAGGGAAAUAUCUGAACGCAGGCUGAUAAAGUUUGCUGUAACUAGUGGCCGGUUUCUACCACAUCUUUGCGAAUUUGUGAAUAUGACAAGCAUUGGCAAGUGCAAUGUUUUGAAGAAGGCACUGAGAUUCUAUGGGCAGUUCUUGAAAAGAUAUGGACAAAUCCCAUUCCUCUCUGCAGACGUUCGAAGGGAUCUGAAGAAAAUCAAAGAUUACACCCAAAAUAUCAACUCAAAGAUGGAAUGUGGUCUUUUGCUUUGA
Amblyraja radiata (thorny skate) is the source of this 750-nucleotide messenger RNA. RefSeq lists its product as uncharacterized. The transcript is spliced from 7 exons. Gene Ontology annotation, molecular function: type II interferon receptor binding. The record is from RefSeq and is a predicted model, not a curated record. The coding region runs from base 43 to 750 and encodes 235 amino acids. Gene Ontology annotation, biological process: immune response. NCBI's taxonomy places the organism in Eukaryota, Metazoa, Chordata, Chondrichthyes, Rajiformes, Rajidae. Gene Ontology annotation, cellular component: extracellular region.